Messenger RNA from Aspergillus melleus, 1764 nucleotides. Its product is annotated as Zn(II)2Cys6 transcription factor. NCBI's taxonomy places the organism in Eukaryota, Fungi, Ascomycota, Eurotiomycetes, Eurotiales, Aspergillaceae. The transcript has a single exon. Gene Ontology annotation, biological process: regulation of DNA-templated transcription; response to xenobiotic stimulus; DNA-templated transcription. The coding region runs from base 1 to 1764 and encodes 587 amino acids. Gene Ontology annotation, molecular function: zinc ion binding; DNA-binding transcription factor activity, RNA polymerase II-specific; DNA binding. The record is from RefSeq and is a predicted model, not a curated record.
AUGGCGGAACAGUCGGGAAGUACUAGGGGAGCGCCGCGUCAUAGGGCUCUCAGGGCAUGUGAGCCUUGCAAGCACAGGAAAAAGCGCUGCGAUGGCACGGAGCCGUGUGUCACCUGCGUAAGAUACCAGCACAAAUGCUACUUCUCCCUCGAAUCGCAUGUUCGACUCAAGCGAGCUCUCAGUCAAACAUCCAGGCCGGAACAGACUGCCCCUAGAUCCAAUCCUGCAGCAUUGGGGACCGGACCGACUCUCAAACGGCAUGCGGAAGGCAAAGGCCGACAGCUCGGGCGGUCUCGAGAGGCCAUCUCUCGAGAAGCCCUCUCUUAUGCUUCGUCUAGCAAGUCGCUCGUAGAUAGACUACAAGCACACCGUUACGGCGAAGAAUCCGACCAGAGGAUGCAGUCCGCGCCGUUGUUGGGACCUUCCGCUGAGAAUGACGCGACUGCGACGUUGACUUCAGCUCUAUCGUUGGACCAUAUGCAACAGUUCGCAGCAACUUACUUUGAGAGUGUGCAUCCAGUAUACUCCUUCAUGCGCCCAAAUCUAGUUCACGAGAUGAUAGCUGCAAGGUUUUCCUCUCCAGGCGGGGCUCAACCAUGUGAUGCUAUUCUCUUUGGCAUAGCUGCCCUUGGCUCGCUUUUUAGCGAUGAUGUUGACGCAACCCAAGAGAAAAGGCACAUGGCUCUUGCUCGAAAUGCACAAGCCUGUCUAGAUGCUGACAUUACACGGACUUCCACACCAAGCUUCGACCUAAUAUCAGCGUUGGUGCUCAAAACGCUAUAUCUGCGCUCAACUGCCCGAACCUAUGCCACGUGGAUUACAAGCUGCACGCUCAUGCAUAGCGUCGCUAUGAUGGAGGCAGAUAUCGAAGGCCUGGAUAGUAUCGCAAAGUGUCGGGACUUAUACUUUGAGCCCCGGCGGACAUUGUGGAUCGCACGCUUGUUGAACACUUGGAUUGCAAACCAGUGUGGUCGGUCGCCAAUCAAGACUGCUUUUGAUACCUCAAUUGUACCACCGACGCCUUCCGAUCCUGUUUCUGCUACGCCAGAAGAACAGAUGAUUUACCUUUAUCAUAUCUCGGAGGAGCUUUCUCCGGAUAAUCAACCCACAUAUGAGGAAAUCGAACUCGGUAUCAUAAAGCUAGCUGCGCUCAAUUCCCAGCAGUGCCACGACGGGGUUUUGCUAUCGCGUACUAUAAUGGCUCUCUCUUUCCAUCGCGUUCUACGAUCAAGUGAGAACGCUGAUAUGGACAGGCAGACAUUCGCUCGUCUGGUUGAAAUUGGGCUUGAUGGUCUACAAGCAGCGAAGCGCCUUGCGCAGCGCCGAAAACCUUGGUGGCAUCUAGCCAAUGUUCCUUUCCAAUUUCUCUGCGCUAUGCUCGUCAUCGAUACAUCGAGCUCGUUUGCACAAAUCCCAACAGCCUUGCAAGUAUUCGAAGACGUGGCGCGUGCCAUACCUAGCUCGACGAUAACGGAAGCGUUGAAACUCGCAACGAAAUUAAUUGGUCUCUCAAAAUUGCAGAAGACCGAGCAGCUCCAACACCUCGACCAAUGCUCCGAGUCUCUUCAUCAACAUACGUCCCAGUCCGAAGCUACUUCUGACGAGGAUGUGCAGAUACAGCCUCCAGUGGCCGGGCUUUCCGUGCCAUGGGAGAUGUUCAAUAUGGAAGAACUAGGGGGGUUCAGCAGUUUCGAUUGGAGCUUACCUAAUAUGGAUAUACCUAUAUUCGAUUGCGACAUUCCAAAUCCUAUCAUUGAAUCUUAA